AUGAAAAUAUUUCUCACGGGUGGAUCUGGUUACCUUGGGCGCAACUUUAUCGAAUACGCGUUUAAAGAAGACCCUCGCCUUUCCAUAAUUGUUUUAUCACGCUCUAGCAUUGCGGACGAUCGAAUAUUGCGAGCUGCUGAAAAUGCUCGUAAUGGUCGAGAAAGAGUUCGAAUCAUUAGGGGUGACAUGCAUGAUGAAGAUGCAUUAAGGGAAGAUUUUGAAAAAAUAAACAUUCAAGGAACUCAAAUACUAGUUGAUAUUCUGAAAUCACUUCCAGCAUCUGUUGACCCACCACGUCUUGUUCAUAUUUCUUCAUUCACUGCAAAAAUAGCAAAUCAUAUUCCAGGAGAUGUAUUACCUGAUUGGGCACCAUAUUCUAAAUCCAAACAUUUAACUGAGGCCCUUGUUGCAAACUCGAAACUCAAUGAUGUAGUUAUUCUUCGACUAGGUUGGCUAUGGGGUAAAGAUGAUGAUGUGCUCCUACCACAGAUCUAUCGUCUACAAAAGAAUCCCAUCUGGAAAGUUUCUCCUCCGGCAUAUCCGCUCUCUAUCCAACACAUCACAAACGCGUGUGAAUCAAUUUACUGCGCAUCAACUGUCGAAACAACACCCUCGCUGAUUUACGAAUUCAAAGAUCGCGAAAGCGAUAUAGAGAUCGAGGAUUUUGUGGAGAUGUACGUUGGUGCUGCGUAUGAUCUGAAAAAAGUGAUGCGUCCAUUUAACAGACUUCGGGCACCACAAUCUUUGAUUUUCGGUAUCUUCACGUUUGUGGAAUGGAUACCGUUUUUAGGGUAUGGUACCAAAUGGGUUUUCGAUGGGUUCAGUAGGGAACCUUUGUAUAUUCUUUAUCAUGAUUAUCGAUUGAAUGAUGAAAAAGCGAGAGGAGAACUUGGAUAUGCUGCAAAGAUUUCAAGAGAAGAAGGAUUGAACGAAUUGAUUGAAAAGAAAAUAAAAUAA
Messenger RNA from Ambispora gerdemannii, 957 nucleotides. The record is from the annotation of a GenBank genome assembly. NCBI's taxonomy places the organism in Eukaryota, Fungi, Glomeromycota, Glomeromycetes, Archaeosporales, Ambisporaceae.